This is a messenger RNA of Cyphellophora europaea CBS 101466, 1494 nucleotides long. RefSeq lists its product as uncharacterized. Gene Ontology annotation, cellular component: nucleus. Bases 1 to 1494 code for a protein of 497 amino acids. Gene Ontology annotation, molecular function: DNA binding. The transcript is spliced from 2 exons. Lineage: Eukaryota; Fungi; Ascomycota; Eurotiomycetes; Chaetothyriales; Cyphellophoraceae. The record is from RefSeq and is a predicted model, not a curated record.
AUGACGAAGAAGAAGCGCAAUCACCCUGACGUCGAGGAGAUCCUUGCUCGGCCGUGGUGUUACUACUGCGAGCGCGACUUCGACGACCUCAAGAUUCUCAUCAACCAUCAGAAGGCCAAGCACUUCAAGUGCGAAAGAUGCGGCCGCAGACUGAGUACCGCAGGAGGCUUGAGCGUCCACAUGAGCCAGGUCCACAAAGAAACCCUCACCGCCGUCGACAACGCGCUGCCCAACCGGGCUGGCCUUGACAUCGAGAUCUUUGGCAUGGAAGGCAUUCCUGAAGAUGUGGCUGUCCAACACAACCAGAGAGUGCUCCAGCAAUUCCACGAGCAUCAAGCUCAACGUCAAGCUGCUUCCGGGACCGGUCCCGGCGGCGCUGGCGGUGGAGGCAAGAAGCCCAAGAUUGAAGACAAAAUGUCGCUCAAGGAGCGCCUGGCGGCUCACAAGGCAGCAAAAGCUGCUGCCCAAGACGGUGAUGGCUCAACGAGUGGAGGCAACACCCCUGUGGCCAGCAUAACCACACCGGCGCCUGGUACAUUCGUAAGUUCCCCAUUCUCUGCGCCGAGCAAAACAUUGCUGACCGUCAUUUCACAGUCUGGCCCGUCAUACCAGCAACCUUACAACGCACCUCCAACUAAUGGCGCCUAUAAUCAGCCACCUGCGUAUUCUCCUGCACAAGCAACAGCGCCUGGAUACCCUCCGCCACCACAGCCUGCAUAUGGCCAGUCUCCUGUAUCGUAUGCACAACCCCCCAGUCACCAGCCGUAUCCUCAAGCUCAGCCCUAUGCUCAGCCUCCACCACCGAACUUUCAGCAGCCGCCGCCAAGUUCGUAUCCGCCUCAACCUGCCUUUUCACCACCACCAUAUCAAGGUCAGUCCCCAUAUCCCGGUCAACAGUACCAACAGAACGGUACGAGUCCGUAUCCUGGCCAGCAGCGAUCCUUUUCUGGGUCGCCUGCUCCUCCAGUGAAUCAACAUGCAUCGCCGACGACGGCGCCAAGCCAUUUCCCAAAGCCAGUUCAUACCGGAACUGUAAGUCUGCCUACUGCCCCAGGUCUACCACAGCGCCCUGCAGUUGGUGCCCCGCCAGUCAGUGGCUAUCUUUUCCAACAGAUGCAUCAAGGUGCGAUCCCUGCUCCACACAAUCACAAUGCGCAGUACCAGAAACAAGAAGCCGCCCCAGGCGCGGCCCCGAGCACUGCCUCUCCAGCUGAGAUUCCCAAUCCUUCUGCCAUCGACGACCUGAUCUCUAGCGUUACUGGGAAAGACGGUUCAGCUACUCAUUCGCCCGCCCCUGCCACUUCGAACGAGGUCGUUCCAGCUCCUGCUGCAGUCAAGGAAAAGCCCGCCGAAGAGAAGAAGGACAAGGAAAAGUCAAAAGCUACCAGGUUGGUGUAUCAAGACGCUGAACUCAGCAUGGAGGAGAAACUGGCUUCACUUUCCAGGUUCGCUUUCACAGCUCCGCUUGAGCAAGCCCCAGCUGCCGCCGCCUGA